UGAAUGACUCAGUGUUACUAUACAAGAGGAAACUUUAUAUUAUGUGCCAUUUGAUUUUAUUACCUUUUUCUUGGUUUUUGAUCGCGAGAAUAUUUUCCUAAAAGAGCUACCUUUCUUAAACAUUUUGCACGUAUAUUCACUUGUGUUUAGUCGAGUAUCCGACGUCGAUUUAUUAUAUUCGAAUUCAACAAUAGUUUGACUUUCUAAAUGAUUAAUUGAAACAGGCAAAAGUAACUUGUUCUGUAUCAAGCCAGGAAUUGAAACGUCUAAGCCAAACGUCUACGCCAAAUAACUCAGAACUUUUCGUUGCUCUGUUGUUGGCAAUAAACAAAAUAGAGCGUUAUAAAAGCUAGUGAUAAAGCUUUUCUUUUAUUGACAAGGGAUUUUGGAAAAUCCUAAUGUACACUAAACCAUAAAACGUUUGUCUUAUAACUCUUAUGGGGUAAAUUAGCAUGAUAGUCAUAACUGUCAGACAUGAGGAAAAAUAAUGGGAGAUUGUGUACAUAAGGUAAUAUCAUUUUCGCAAUGAAUGACUGAGAAUUUAUAAAAUGCAAUUUAGCUGCUUGGGAAAAUUUGGGAUAUGCGCUUUCUUUGCCCUAAUUUGAUGGUAACUCCAGGUCAAGGGCAUAUGCAAUGUCCAGUGCUUUAACGCAGAUCAGUUCUGGUCUCAGGGGGAACCAGUGAGCUCACUGAGGGGAACCAGCUGGGACAGAGGGACCACUUUGGAAACUCGUUGAUCUAUUCAUUUCAUUUGUUCAAGAUGAAGUAUCUCAUGGCCACUGAUCUGUACUUUACAUUUCCUCACUGGAUGGGUAAAGCAAUUACAAAUGGCGGCCAAAUGGAGUUGUCUCGAAACUUCAGUUCUUUUCCUGCCACGAAUGAUCUAAAUCUUUCCCCUUCAAGAAAACGGACAGCAACCAAAGGAAAAACAAUCAAUCCUCAUGAAGAUCUGGAGCAAUGUCACUCAAGCGCUGCUAGUAUUAUGGCUCCUCGAGCCAACGUUUCGUGUCAGACAAGAAACACCGAGUUUUAUUGUUUAGAAAACAACAGAGAAGUUGAGCACGACGUAAGAUCGACAGGAAGCUCCAAUCUAUUAGUGGAACAUGGUAUGGAACAUGCAUAUCAAAAGUUCUUUGGGAAGAAAACGAAAGAGAGUUUAAGUUCAUUUCUCACUCAUCUUCCAGGUCUUGUAGAUGUACCAGGAAUGCCAAAUGAUGGCCUUCAAGCAUUGAUAAACAAGCCUCCUAUUGGGGGGAAGGAACUUGUGCCAUUAUCAGGCCACCAACUAGCGGGAUUUAGACUAAAUCCUGGUCCAGUCCCAGAUCAGUUCAAGUUUGUCAAUCAGCAGCCUUCUAAGCGAAAACACAAGCACAAAAAACACAAGAAAGAACAUAGCGAAAGCAAAACGGAAGCAGAGAAACCAAAAGUUCAAGAAGGACCAACAGAAAAGAAAUCAAAGAAGUCUAAGAAACACGAAGAUGGCGAGAAGAAAAAGAAGAAAAAAGAAAAACGAAAGAAAAAACUAAACAAGCUUGUAGAUCUUCUACAUCUUGAUUCUUGA
Messenger RNA from Dendronephthya gigantea, 1561 nucleotides. Its product is annotated as mediator of RNA polymerase II transcription subunit 19-like. The transcript has 8 exons. The record is from RefSeq and is a predicted model, not a curated record. Bases 761 to 1561 code for a protein of 266 amino acids. Gene Ontology annotation, molecular function: transcription factor binding; transcription coregulator activity. NCBI's taxonomy places the organism in Eukaryota, Metazoa, Cnidaria, Anthozoa, Malacalcyonacea, Nephtheidae. Gene Ontology annotation, cellular component: mediator complex. Gene Ontology annotation, biological process: positive regulation of transcription by RNA polymerase II.